GAGCCACCGCGCCCCGCCAAGGCUCAUCUUUAAGCCCUUAAAGCACUUUAAACACAUUAUGUCGUGGUAUUAUCACCCUCAUUCAACAGAUGAGGAAAGCUAGUUUCAAGGAAGUUAACUGAGGAUCAGAGAUGUUAAAUGGUUUGCCUGAAGUUAGAGAACUAACAAGUGACAAAGCUAGUUCUGCUGCGUUUUUCUAACAAGCCAUUCAGCUGCCCAGGAAGAUGUCGAAAUUUGCAGCAAAGGAAAGUAGGCAGCCAGGGCCAGAGCUGGGGCGUUCCCCGCCUGGCUCGCUUCCAGCCGUGGUGCCUCCAGCCCUGCCCUCUAGGUUUCAGCCCUUCCAUUGGUCGUCCGUCACAGUGCGCCACGCUCACACGAGGGCCAGGAGCCAAUCAGCGCGGCUCGUCUCCGCCCAGCCAGGCCACGCCAGGAUGGCGUUGUCUGUCCCUCCCGCAGCACGCUGGGAGUUGUAGUCUAAUCAUGUAUUUCUGCCAAUAGUAUGGCGAUAGCGAGAACUACUCGACCCAUAGAGCCGAGCGCGGAGUGGAUUCAGCUUUUAGGAGUACCCGCCAACUAGCGGGACCGAGCAGGAACCCGCAUCCAGGAACAGGGAGUGCUUGGCCCCCCUUCCCUAUGCCACUCCCAUGAUGCCCUUGUCCCGCUGGUUGAGAUCUGUGGGGGUCUUCCUGCUGCCAGCCCCCUACUGGGCUCCCCAGGAGAGGUGGCUAGGUUCCCUACGGCGGCCCUCCCUGGUGCUCGGGUACCCAGUCCCGGCCUGGCACAGUGCCCGCUGCUGGUGCCAAGCAUGGACAGAGGAGCCUCGAGCCCUUUGCUCCUCCCUCAGAAUGAAUGGAGACCAGAAAUCAGAUGUUUAUGCCCAAGAAAAGCAGGAUUUUGUUCAGCACUUCUCCCAGAUCGUUAGGGUGCUGACUGAGGAUGAGAUGGGGCACCCAGAGACAGGAGAUGCUAUUGCCCGGCUCAAGGAGGUCCUGGAGUACAACGCCAUUGGAGGCAAGUAUCACCGGGGUGUGACGGUGCUAGUAGCAUUCCGGGAGCUGGUGGAGCCAAGGAAACAGGAUGCUGAUAGUCUCCAGCGGGCCCUGACUGUGGGCUGGUGUGUGGAACUGCUGCAAGCUUUCUUCCUGGUGACAGAUGACAUCAUGGAUUCAUCCCUCACCCGCCGGGGACAGCUCUGCUGGUAUCAGAAGCCAGGCGUGGGUUUGGAUGCCAUCAAUGAUGCUAUCCUUCUGGAAGCAUGUAUCUACCGCCUGCUGAAGCUCUACUGCCGGGAGCAGCCCUAUUACCUGAACCUGAUCGAGCUCUUCCUGCAGAGUUCCUAUCAGACUGAGAUUGGGCAGACCCUGGACCUCAUCACAGCCCCCCAGGGCAAUGUGGAUCUCGGCAGAUUUACUGAAAAGAGGUACAAAUCUAUUGUCAAAUACAAGACGGCUUUCUACUCCUUCUACCUUCCUGUAGCUGCAGCCAUGUACAUGGCAGGAAUUGAUGGCGAGAAGGAGCAUGCCAAUGCCAAGAAGAUCCUGUUGGAGAUGGGAGAGUUCUUUCAGAUUCAGGAUGAUUACCUUGACCUCUUUGGGGACCCCAGUGUGACUGGCAAAGUUGGCACCGACAUCCAGGACAACAAAUGCAGCUGGCUGGUGGUCCAGUGUCUGCAACGGUCCACUCCGGAACAGCGCCAGAUCCUGAAGGAAAAUUACGGGCAGAAGGACGCUGAGAAGGUGGCCCGAGUGAAGGCAUUAUAUGAGGAGCUGGAUCUGCCGGCCGUGUUCCUGCAGUAUGAGGAAGACAGUUACAACCACAUUAUGGGUCUCAUUGAACAGUACGCAGCGCCCCUUCCCCCAGCGGUGUUUCUGGGGCUUGCGCGCAAAAUCUACAAGCGGAAAAAGUGACCUAGAGACUGCAAGGGCGGAGAGGAGGCUCUCAAUAAAUAAAUUGUAUAAUCUU
Molecule: messenger RNA, 1962 nt
Organism: Saimiri boliviensis boliviensis (Bolivian squirrel monkey)
Lineage: Eukaryota; Metazoa; Chordata; Mammalia; Primates; Cebidae
Gene: FDPS
Product: farnesyl diphosphate synthase
Biological process (GO): trans, trans-farnesyl diphosphate biosynthetic process
Cellular component (GO): cytoplasm
Molecular function (GO): (2E,6E)-farnesyl diphosphate synthase activity; dimethylallyltranstransferase activity
Source: RefSeq, a predicted model, not a curated record